Drosophila hydei is the source of this 13740-nucleotide messenger RNA. RefSeq names its product FERM, ARHGEF and pleckstrin domain-containing protein 1 (gene Cdep). Gene Ontology annotation, molecular function: guanyl-nucleotide exchange factor activity; cytoskeletal protein binding. The transcript has 11 exons. The record is from RefSeq and is a predicted model, not a curated record. Lineage: Eukaryota; Metazoa; Arthropoda; Insecta; Diptera; Drosophilidae. The coding region runs from base 818 to 13414 and encodes 4198 amino acids. Gene Ontology annotation, cellular component: cytoskeleton.
UAAAACGAAAUAGACAAGUGUAUAUUUAAUAAAGUACCAUUUUAAUUCGAUUAAUUCAAUAAAUGAAAGUUCAAAGCGAUCUUUGUUCAUUUUGCGCAACUCGUUGGAGCCGCUGAAAAUUCAAUAAGCACGCAAAAUUCCAGAACACACACAGACACACACACUUGCAAAGAAAGGCGUACAGCAUCAUACGGAUAGGAACACGCAUACGCGCACGCACACAGUCCAAAAUGAGGCAACAUACAUCUGAGCGAUGAGGAAAUCGAGUCCACGUGCGCGUUAUAAAUAUUAAUGAAGAAACCAAAACGAAACGCAACGAGAAUUCAAUUGAGAGUAGCAGCAGCAAAUGAAAUUAUGCCAAACGCAAGAAUCGAACAGAACAACAACAAAAGGCACUUAAAAGAUAUAUAUUUUAGAUGAACUGAGUCAAAUGUGAAGCAGAUGCGUGCGAUUGUGGCAUAAAGUUAUUGCUUCCACUUUAAUUCCAAUUGUUGUUCGAUUUUCUGUUCUGUUCCGUUCUGUUCUCUGGAAGCGAACGAAUCAAAUUUGAUUGUGCUACAAUCCACAGCUUUAUAAGAAAACCAAAAACGAAAAACUCGAAGUGAAUCGAACUGAAGCGAAACGAACCCAGUAGCAUUCCAAGUCGUAGCAUUUUAAAAACUAGAAAGUCAUAUUAUAAAAGACAAGAUUCGUGCAAUCUUAUGCAUGAUAUAUACAAUUCCGCACAGCUCGGACUAAGUGCAACAGGAACAAGGCAAACGGCAACUAUUGAAGACGUCGUUUCUGUGUUGCAGUUACCACAAUUCUUGUGUACAAAAUGUCACUGGCUGACAUGGGCACAGUAACACGCUCCACGGGCGGUGGAGGCGGUGGCGGUGGGGCUCGCCACUACGAUCUGAACAAUACGGGCGGCGGGCCAGGUGGAGUUGCCGGCGGUCGCAUGACCCAUUCGCUGAGCACGCCCAGCGGCGUGGAUGGCACGCCCUCAACGCCCAGGCAUCGCGGCGGCAAGAAGUUGACAGUGCGCAUACAAAUGCUGGACGAUUCAAUUACCAUGUUUCAAGUUCAGGCCAAGGCCUUGGGUCGAGUGCUCUUCGAGCAGGUUUGUCGACAGCUUAACUUGCUGGAAGCGGACUAUUUUGGUCUGGAAUAUCAGGAAAUAUCCACACAUACCAAAUAUUGGCUGGAUCUGGAGAAGCCCAUGAAUCGUCAAGUGGGCCUAUCUCUCAUCGAUCCUGUGCUGCGAUUCUGCAUCAAGUUCUAUACCCCAGAUCCGGCACAACUUGAAGAAGAAUAUACCAGAUAUCUGUUUUGUUUGCAAAUCAAGCGAGAUUUGGCCACGGGCAGUCUGCAGUGCAAUGACAAUACGGCGGCCCUCAUGGCCAGCUAUAUAGUGCAGGCAUCGUGUGGCGACUAUGUGCCCGAGGACUAUCCAGAUCACACGUAUCUGUCAUCCUAUCGUUUUGUGCCGCACCAGGAUGCGACCAUGCAACGCAAGAUUAUGGAGAAUCACAAGAAGCAUUUCGGCCAAUCGCCUGCUGAGGCUGACCUAAAUUUGCUGGAGACAGCACGGCGCUGUGAACUUUAUGGCAUGAAAAUGCACCCCGCCAAGGAUGUGGAGGGUGUGCCGCUAAACCUAGCCGUAGCGCACAUGGGCAUUACCGUGUUUCAGAAUAUAACGCGUAUUAAUACCUUCUCAUGGGCUAAGAUACGCAAGAUAUCAUUCAAACGCAAACGUUUUCUGGUCAAGCUGCACCCCGAAGGCUACGGCUACUAUAAGGACACCGUCGAGUUUUUCUUCGAAGGUCGCAAUGAGUGCAAAAAUUUCUGGAAGAAGUGCGUCGAGAAUCAUGGAUUCUUUCGCUGCACGACCGUGCAGAGCACGCCCAGGCGUAAAACUCGGGUGCUCUCACGCGGCAGCUCUUUUCGCUACAGCGGCAAAACGCAGAAACAAAUUAUUGAAUUUGUGCGAGAGAAUUAUGUAAAGCGUCAGAACUUCCAAAGGUCUCAGUCGUUCCGGCAAGGGCCACUGAAUGCUAGUAGCCGAAGUCAGUCGCAUACGUAUGUGAAUUCCAGCAUUUCAGCCAAUCCCCUACUCCCAAUUGACACUGCGGCAUGGGAUUAUCGCAAUCAAUGCAGCGACUCGAUGACCCCUUCUCUGACGAAGAAGGCAGCGGAUACCUUGGAUCGCCGACGCGACAAUCCUACAGACCACAUGCGUUCUCAAGUCACAGCAGCCCAGGUGGAGAUCUAUCAGACGAAGAACUAUGCAGCGGAAUCGCCAACCUCAGCGGAGGAAGCGGCAUGCUCGGUGGAACGUCAACACCACUCGGCAGCGGGUAUGGACCAAAUGAAUUCGAACCGCUCGCUUUCACCACAGGGUCCGCAAUCGUGGACUUCACCCAGCCACAGCAGCAGCCAGGCACAGCGCGGUCCCGAUCUGGGUCGUGCGCAUCAAGGCGAUCACAAUUUAGGUCUGAGCCACUUGUCCCACUUGUACAGCAGCAGCACGCCUCGUCGAGUCUCACUGGCAUCCCAAGUGUAUGCCCCUGCCUCGCCGCAGCUCAUCAGCAUCAACACCAACACCAACACCAACACUCACAACAACACUAUCAACAGCAGCAACACGGUGGGUCAUUCGGUGGAUCUCAGCAGCUCCAUGGAAUUGGAGGAGCAGGAGGAGCUGCUGGGGCCUGCGGAUACGGAGGGGGAGGAGGAGGAGGAGGAGCCUAUGGGGGAGGAGGAGGAAUUAGUCGAGGAGGAAGCGGAUUCGGACUUGACGGCAUCUACCAUCAAUCGGGAGACUAUGGCGGCAGCCUCACCGGCCUCAGCCAUGGCCAUGGCCAAUGCCCGUCGUCAGCCGCUUCACUCACAGGAGUCCCAAUCUCAAACUGUCACCCCAGUCCAUUAUAGCAGUACCAGUUAUUCGAUGUCUAAGCAGUGCAUGCUUAACAACGCCAAUGCCAACUCUACUGAAACGGAAACCGACAACAUCAUCUACACUGACAUCAACGAUAUGGGCCAUUAUAAAUACCCAGACUUUCAUAACGCUCAAAUGGAACACAAAAUAUCCAACAGUGAGCAUCUCAAUCUAAAUGAUCGCAAUGAUAUUUAUGCCACCGUCAAUCGCAAAGCUAAGUCCAAGACACGCGAGAAGCAUUUCAGCGAUGAGUUUAUCGAUCAGUCUAUAUUGCAGUACACGCGAGCUAAGCAGAUGGGCAUACAGCCUGUGGCCAUACCUUUGCUACAGCAGCCCAGCACAUCGGCUUAUGCUGCUGCCCAAGAACGAAAUUAUAAUAGCUUGAACUAUCAAUAUCACAAUGAUCUUAAUCAUCCUUCAGAAUCGUCUUCAUCGUCGUACUUUGGCACCGGCUUUGGCACCAAGCGAAAUACUCAAAACGAACGAGCAAAACUAGCACAAUCCGAGAAUUAUUUAACACCCUCUAUGGACUCUCAGAAUUCCAGGCACACACAUUCUUUGCCUCGGAACUCCGAGCUAUCUGGCGUAGAUUCAGUGGAUUCAUACGAUAGUCAUUACAUAACACAUCAUCCACGACGCAACUCCGAGGAAAAACAAGAUUAUCAAAUGGCCACGGGUAGUAAUCUUUACUCGACUGCCCAAUUUGUUAAGCCCGAACAGGCAGCUGUUCAUUAUAUGGAUGACGAGGAGGAUCAAGAUGAUGAUCCGGAAGGAGAGAACAUUUACGAUCAAGUGGAGCGGGAAUCCUGGCUGAAGAGUAGCUCUUGCAAAGAUCUGUUCGAGCGCUAUAGCAGCACUUACUAUGCACGCGAACAGCCAAAACCCAUGACAGCUUUUGAUAAAGAGUUUCUUUCCUCUAAUCGCAUUGAUUCGCCUGUUACGCGUUAUGAUGAUUCUAGACACUCGUUGUACAUCACUAAGAACCACUCAAUAGAUGCGCAUCAGGAAUUUUCACCUCUGCCUCAGAGCAAGGUGUAUUCAUCCAGCUAUCCGGGAAGCACUUACAAUACUCAAGAGCACAAACGCAACUUUGGACAUCAGUUGGACUAUACUGGCUCACAGGACGAUAUAUCACAGGAUAGCUAUGAGCUUCUGGAGAAAUAUGACAUAGAUUUCUUUAGCGGACGUCGUCGUUCCGAGGAUCACAUGCGCUCAUGUUCGCUGGACUCUGGCAACUACAUACCCAGCGAUGAUGAAUCCGUUUCUGAGCAGCCCAAAUAUCGUUCUGCUAUUGAUGUUAAGUCCAAGUCGGCUGCUGAUAUAAUGAAUGAAAUUUGGGAUGCCGAAGAUCCACGUUACUUACCACGAGAGAAGCUCUCUGUCAAGUCUGAUGGCAAUUUCUAUAAGAAAAUACAGGAAGCCCUUACUCGUACCUCCAGUCAGGAGAGUCAAAGCGAAAUAUUUGAAACAAAAAUCUCUCGCAGCUCCGACUCGAGCAAGAAAUCUCAUGACAGUUUGUAUCAUACAGAUAGCAAAAAGUCCAGAGAAACCACCAAAAGCAAGACAUCGGUGGCUUCCAGUCAAGAUUCCAAGGAGUCGUUGGUGGGCGAUUGUUUCGGACGUAAUUACGAAAUGCCCACAACCACUUGCAAGAAGGUUAAACAGUUUAAUAAAAAAGAGCUCUACGAAAAGUUUGCACAGUCGAGUCAGGAGUCAAAGAGUGAUUAUUACGAUGCUGUAGAACCUGUUGCAGAGACAGAAGGUCUCUAUAUCCGACCUAAGGUUAAGAGUCACGAUUGCUUGCUCUCCGACACGCAUAGCUCUACAGCCAAUAGCUCAUUCUACGACAGCCGUGAUACAUAUUCCACAUUUCCAAGCAACAAGACUCACAAGACCUCGAAGGUACAUUCGAUUAGUUUGCAAAAUGUUGAAAUUGAGCGAAAUGCGAAAUCUUUUGGAAUCAAAUCGCCAGAAUCUGUGUCUACGCCUGCCUCUGGCAUGCGUUGCCAGGAAAAGGAUAUACAAACUAGCGACUCGAUCGAUCAAACGGCGCCCAUUAAAAAGGGCAACUCACAGUCGUGCAAAAUAUCCGCAUUCCGUCGGCGAUCUGAUAGCGAGAACAUCUUUAGUUUUGAUCAGGACCGUAUAGAGUGCAUGCAAAAGUACACCAAGCACUGGGAAGGUCAGCCCAAGGAUGAGAAGUCCAAACAAAGUCCGGAUUAUCCAUUGACGCCCGAGCUCAUCUCGGAGUUUGAGAAACAACAGGCACGAGUUGUGCAUCAGAAAAUUACACGUAAAGAGGAACUCAUGGCCAAAACACACUUUGAAGAAUAUAAUCCGAUAAUGGUCCCACUGAACUAUGCUCAUGCCACAGUGGAGCGCACUAAGAGCGAUCCCAACUCCUUGGCUAAUCGGGCUCGUCUGGGCAGCAAUUCGCGACGUCAUGUGCUUAUGCAUCAAAAAUCAAUUGACUUAACGCCAGCUGAUUCUAGUGAUGAGGAUUAUAUCUAUAAGCAAAUACCUAGCGCUCCACCUUUAUGUAAAGCGCAUGGAAACUUUGAGAUACCAAAAUGCUACGAUGGACCACCAGUUGCCCAAGUUGAUAUACCCAAGACAGGCUUUGAGCUGCCUAAGAGCUUCUUCCGGGAAUACGAGCGACGAUUUACAAAGGUUCUUAAGGAAGAUAUACCCUACGUUCUGCAUAAACGGCAUAUAAUGAAUGGCACUGCACCUUCUCCAAAUGACAAGAAACAUAAUAAGCCCAAGUCGCCCAAAUCACCGAAAUCUCCAAAGUCACCCAAGUCACCAAAGUCGCCGAAGUCACCCAAAGUGAACGCCAUACCAGUACCAGGUCCAGCUGACUUUCUACCAGAUAUACUAGAUAGUCUCUUGCCAGCAGAGACAAAAGAGUUUUUAUUCACUCAAAAUAUAGAUCUAUCUAAAGUGGAUCCUAUAACACUGGAAAUUGACAAGACCAUACCAAUCAUACAGCUGUCUUCGCCCAAGCGGGACAUAACCAAGCAAAUGGAUGCCUCGACUUUGGAGAAACUAAAUAAGAAACUGAGUCAAAUUGAAAGUGACUCAGCAACCAGUUCUAGGACCGAAAGCAUGCAACAACAGAAGCUGGAACAAAAGCAAAUGGAACUUAUUCAAAGUCUGCGUAAGGAACUACAGGCGAAUGCGCGCAAGGCCAACAAGCCGAGGGUAAUACCCAAAACAAAGCCAUCGGGCAAGUCCAAGAAGGGUAAGACUCGUAUUACUUCCUUCUCAUCAGAUGAUGAGAGUCUAGACUCGGACGAUGUCUUUGGUUCGGCUGAGGCCAUACCGGAUCGCCUGGAGUUCUCACCGCCACAGUCACGUAAAGAAAUUGAACCCAUUUUGCGAAUAGAACAGAGCCGACUUAUCUCUGCCGCCUGGGGUAGAGGUCAGACCAUGAGCUCCACAGAAAUUGAGGGCUCUCCACCUCAGUGUCGUCGUCUGGCCGAUCUGGAAAGUCGGUAUCAUACACAAAAACUUGAUCCACAGUAUGCCAAUGCUACAGAGCUUCGUCGCAUAUCGGAGCGUUCCAUAUCGAUACCAUCAUCGGAAGAUGAGCCUCAUUUGCCAAAUCGUCGCAUGGAUGAAUGUACCAACGAUUAUCAGCGUAAUGAGAAUAUACCAUCACCCAUCUUUGAGCAUGCGGAAUUCUUUCGUAGCACCGAUGACAUCUAUGAAACAUGCCAUGAGGAGAAAAUAAGCGGUUCAGAUAUCGACUAUACGCUGAAAAAACAAACUGCUAAGUCUAAAGUAAAAUUAAUUGAAGAAAUAAUUGAUUCGUCAAUAGUCAUGCGAUCCAAGGGAAAUGCGCCUAUACUAUUCGCUCAUGCUAGACUUAACCUAUCCGAGGGCUCGGUUUCGCUACAACGUCAACAUGCCACACAACAGUCGCCGACCACAGAGCGUCGUACCAAGAGCCUGGACACGCCAGUCAUUUCUUUGCAUCGACUGCCGCCCAUGAAUGCCUUUUCAUCCAAAGACGAUACCGUGGGCUUCGAGGAGGAAGGUGAGAUUUUAGAGGAAAAGUCGUUGGAGCGUGCACAUCAGGCAACACAAGAUGAUGAUACAGCAGAUAGCAUUCACUCCUGCGCCGGUUCUAUACCAACUCAGAGCAAUUAUAAUGCCAAUGGAAAAGACUCCCUACUUAGUGCUGUGGCGAUUGAUAGCGAGGAGGCGGAGCUACUUAACCAGCUUAAAUACAUAGAAAAGAUUGCCUUACAAGGCGUCAAGAUAAAAGAUAAACGAAAGUCGAAAAUGAAGCUGAAAAGUGGCGAUCAUUUAAUACUAAAUAUACCCAAAUAUAGAUUUACCGAUUGGUCACCGUACAGCUCAGCCAAUAGUUCACGUAAGACUUCGCCAGGUGUAUCAAGGGCCAGCAGCAUCGAGAGCACUGGAAAAGGGAAGCUAAAGACUUCAGAGCCCUACAAGGGCAAGCCCAUGUCACGUAGUCGGCCGGAAUCGCGACGCACCAGCGCGGAUGAUAUUAAGGCUGGCAAAGAUGGUCGAGGCAACAAAAAGUCCAGUCCCAAAGAGCGUCCGCGCUCCAUUGAAAUGCGUCGUUUGAGCAAGGACAAGAGUAAGUCGCAAGAGGAAACAGAAGCGGACAUCGCUAAGCGCAAAGAGAGACAGCAAAAACUAUACGAGUCCGCAAUGAAGCAGACUAUAACCAUGCUGAGUCCUGUUAAAGAUACACUGCCAGCUUUUCCAGCGCCUGAAGAUAAGAUACUGGUCAAAACUGAUGGCGAUAAGAUAAUCAUUGAAACGGAAUUCAAGUCUAAAGCAGAGGAUCAUGUCCUAAUUGCCAAAGCACCACGCAAGUUGGACACAUCGCUGGUCAAGUUUAGUCGCAGCUUUGAUGAGGGUCGCAGUCCGGAUAAACUGGACAAGGCAAAUCGCAGCUUCGAGGAUCGUAAUAAGUCCUUUGAGGACUCAGAGAAAUCGGAUGUGCCCGAAGACAUGAUGAUUAAAUCACCCAAGAAAAUAGCAAAGGCACAAGAAAUGAAACAGAAAAUCGAAGGUAGUGUUGUACAUAAGAAAUUCGAUGGAAAAUCGAGUAGCUUAGAAAAGCCUGCUGAGCAUCACUACCUAGCCACCGACGUAAAGGCACGCAGCUUAGAUGACAAGAAACAGGCAACGGCGGAGACAAAGAAAGCUGAAGACAAACCUACGGCUUCUGUGCGAAGUGCCAUUGGGGAUCGCCGUAUGUUUGCGCAUCAGUAUAAUGUUCACGAAGAUAUAGAUAUGCAGGCCGUUAUCUCUGAACGUCGUUCACUAGAAAUUCUGAAGCGUUCGCUGCCCUCAGAGGAUACACGUGAUAGCGAAUACACACAUAGUCGCAAGGCUUCCACAGCUGAUAGUUUGGAUUCGUUUGUCUCGGUGGAUGAAAGCCAUUCGCCAGUGCCGCCGCUGGAGGUUUACCCACAUAGAGUGCCCACCAUUGAGUGCGAGGAGCCCUCUAUUGAAGAGGAUGACAACUCAUCAGAACGUCGCCAUCUGAAAGUGGAUCGACAAGAUGUUAACCGUUUGAGCUUAGAUCGUAGUCGAAGUGAUGAAACAGGCUCUUGGAUAACCGUAGAAUGUGAUGAGUUUAUUGGUUCAGAUACCUCGGAUAAUGAGCAGCGUACUUUAGAAGCAGAUCGGAAUGCUUUAGAGACACAAGCUACAUUGGAAGAUGCCGUACCGUUGGAGUACUCCAAUUGUGCAACACCAACAUCUGAUUUAAAUAUAUUGGUUACUCCGCCUAAUGCCAGUCCAAUGAUUGAAAAGUCUGUGCUAGAGACUUUUGAAAAGUAUACGUCCGAAGGCAAGAAAAAAUACAGCCUGGACAAGCAAAGCGAUAAAUCGAAAAGUUCAGAUUCAUGGACAAGUGGCGAAAAGGACAGCAGUCCACAGCGUCAGCAGGACUGGAGCUUAUCCGUGAAGGAGAAGAGUUCUGUCGAGGAAGAGUCCAGUGUAAGCUGCUCCAUAGCACGUCCUCUGGGCAUAUCACAAGAUUUUGGCAAUGAGGAAGCUAAGAAAUGCAUGGAACUAAAACAGCGCAUGCUCAAAUUGGAUGUGGCUGCCAAUGAAGCUGAGAUCCCUCCCACAGGUUCCAAUGAACAGACGCCAACAAAUGAGCCAAAGAUAAUCGUAAAGAAGCCCACAACGCCCACACUUGAAAAACAAAGUCCAAUUGAUUUGGGCAACAGUACCGAAUGCUACCUUGAUCCCAUAGAGGAACGAAUUGCUAAAAUACUUCAAAGAACUGAGGACAGUGAAUCCAGCUCGGGCGGUUCCCGCAAACCGCCCCGAAUCGAAAAACCAGCUCGUGCAAAUGGGGGGAAAAAACUGUCGGUAACAAAAACAGAACCCGGUAAAUCUGGUAGCGAUCGCAGUUCACAAGAAUCGAAAUCCAGCUUCGAUUCGAAAGGAUCCUUGAGCGUCGAGUCUCGUGGGUCCUUUGAAACAGAGAGCAGCUCGGGAUCACUGGGUGCGGCACAGCGCCGUGGAGAGUUAGCACAGAAGGAACAGCAAAGCACUUGGAAAGCUUUUCCCAUCGAAAGUUCCAACAGCUCUAGUACCGAUGAUCCCUGGCAUCACGUGGAAACUGACGGUGGCUAUGAGCGCUACGAUGCGCAGAAUCCGUUGCGCGACUCCUCGGAUAGUGACGUCAAGGAAGUAUCCCCCGACGAGCAAAAGGAGAGCGAUACCAGCUAUCAGGAUGAUCUUAAUGAUUUUCCCACCACCUUUGGGUAUCCUGCUAUGACCAGCACAUUGGGUGGCAUUGGUGUUAAUCCCACAGAUAUCAUAGGCUAUAGUACCGGCUUUACGCUGGGCCGCACGCUCUCACGCAUUUCAGAGCGGAGCACAGCCUCUGAAAAGUCUAGCAUGGAGGAUGAUGUGAGCAAGGCUUCCACGCAUUCCGUCAGUAUUCGGGAUGAAUCUGUUGGCUCCACAGAUCAUCAGCCUAGUCUGAGCUCUGAUUCGCGUAGCAAUACUAAUUUAGCCUACAUAUCGGAUGCAGAUCGUCGCACUUCAGCAGAAAUGCCGGAGAUACCGUGCGAUUCGGCUACAGCGGAUCGCCUCAGUAGCAUUGGUAGCUUCAAUGAACCAAAGUCACCAACAUUAGUGACUGGUCGCUUCUCAGUAACACACGUAGAUGAACAGCAACCAGAUGACCUGGAGCGUCACACUCUUAUGUGCCUCUCGAAUGCAGGAAGCCAAGACUCGGAGGAUUGGCCUCUGCCAGAAAUACCGUUUGAUCAUGUGCCGGUCAAGCCAGCGGACAGUAUGUAUGCAAUGCCAGAUUUGGAUAAGCCCGUGCCCAAGUCCUUCUGCUGGAAGGCGAGCAUGGCAUUCCAGCAAUCUCAAGAUUCAGUGGACUGGCCAUCGCCGCCCUCCAGCACCAUUGAUGCGCCUAUUGUGGUAGAGAGCAUUGAAACGUACUAUGCCAGUGAGGUGCAGAGUGCUGACAAAGUUGUCUUAGAUGAGGAAACGAACGCUGCGAUUCCGCCCGAUGUGGCCAAGGUGUUGCCUUACGAGGACACUGCUUAUCUCAUGUCUGCCGCUUUCGAAGACAAGGAUUUCGGCAGCGAGGAUAUACAAUUGGAUACAGUUAGCUGCUUGAGUACUACACUGAGUGCUGCUUCCUGCUUGUCAUCGUCGUUUAAUGUGAGCUGCAGCACAUCCUCCACGCAGCCAACGGCUAGGGCAAAUGCUGAACUACGAAAGGGAUCUAGCCCAGAAGUAAUUGUAGCGCAACCAACACGAUCGCCAGCGCCGCGUAGCCCACUCUCCGAGGAUGAGCUGUUUUCCAACGAUGACGUCUUUAUGCCGGGCACCAUUAAGGUGCAGAUAUCACCAGAUGCACAACUGCGCAAGCUCUCGCGUGGCUCUAAUAAUUCGGACACAUCUAUAGAUGACAUUUUGUCGGGUAGCACCUACCUGGACGAUCAGACAACGGUACGUCGCAAUUAUGAGGCACGUUUGAGCAGCGGUGGUGGCAGCUGCAAAAAGUGCAGCCAUUCCAGUCAUUCAGAGGAGGAGACCAGUUCCAUUGGCACUGAUCUCGAUGGUACUGUGCGCAUGGGCUUGCAGCAGAAGAAAUGCACACACAGCUCCCAUUCGGAGGACACCUCAAUAGGUCUCAGCAUUUCCGAAUGGUCCACAGGCACCAAUACAGUGCGUCAAUAUGCAAAUCUCUCUGGAUCUGACAGCCUCUCAGCCGUCUCGACGCAUUCGUGUGCGAAGAGCGAGAAAUCGAAUCAGACUAAGUCCAGCAUGAGCUCGAUAAACAAAUCCGCCGAGAGCCUUAACGAGCAGAGCGGAAGUUAUUCACACAAGUUUAGUGGCGAUAAUGGGUCCUCGGAUGGAUUGCGUUAUGACAUGCUGUCCAACUCGGAAACCGAUAAGCUGAGCGAACCCACCUCGGCCACGCGCAGCGAUGACACAACUUUAACCUUGACUGAAAUGGCCCACACCAUCAGCGAGUGGUCAACUUCGAGUAGUCGCACACUAGUGGGCGUGGUGCCCGGCGAGUAUUUGCCUUUGAAGCAACCCAGAAUGGGCAGUAAACCAAGCUUGAGUUCGCCCAGCGAGGAGAAGCGUUGCUCACUUCCUCAGAUACAUAGACGAAGUGGCAGCAAUGGUAAUCAGGCGCGUAGCUCUCAGGAACAUGGCGAACAGCAGCCCAUUGGAUCAGCGGGUCCGGAAACAAGCGCCGCAGCACGCAAGCGACGCUCAUUAGAGAUGAUGUCUAAGCUGUACCAGAGCCAAGAAAUAUGCUCGGAGUCGGAGUCACCUUUUGUGGAGCGCUUGUAUCCGCACAGCGAGAAAUUGACGGAGCGCUAUCAAAGCCAGGAGUUUGUGCCGCUUCACACAUCGGCACCAACUAGCACCACUCAAAUUCAAACCCAACAAUCACAACAGACUCGCCAAAAACCACGCGCACCACAACCGCCCACAAAGCCUAAGCCGGCGGUGACACGCCCCAUAAUGCAGGCGCUACUCAACAAGAUGAAGCAACCGGGUCUAGCGGAACAGGCAGCGGCCGCCGCCGAAGCCGAGGAGGCAGCGGCAGCAGCGGUGACUGCUAAAAUUGAACCAAUGUCCGCCCCCAAACCGGCACCACCGCCGGUACCCACUGUGCCGCCAAUUGUAACGCCCAGCGAUUUGCCUGGUCAUGUGGGCGCUCCGCCCUCUAAGCCAUUGGCCAAGCAUCAUAGCUACGAUGACAAGACGCUGUCCAAGACGCAGAUACGUGAGUUUAAGACCACGUCCAAGCAAUUACGGCAGUCAAGCUCAUUCCACGAGCACAUGUUGAGUAAAUCGCAGCAAUCCUCGCAAGAGCUGCCCAUGCGUAUUGACGAGGAACGCGAUGCGCACUCCACUUCCUCGGCUACCAAUACGACAACCACAACUAACACCCUAAACAGCGAAAGUACAGCGCCAAACUCUCCACAGAUGCCGCAACGAGCUGAUAAAUUAAUCCGUUGCUCGCCGUACUAUUCCAGCAGCCUGAGCUCGGAGUCGCCACCGAAUCAGCUGAUCCAAAAGCCGCCGCGCAAAAGCUCGACUGGUCAGCUGGCAGCUGCUGCUACCGCCACAGCUGCGAGUGCCAUGAAAAGCCCGCCCAGCGGCAAUGAUACGGACAGCUCCCUGGAUGUGCGUGGGCAGGAUGUCAAACAGCAGCUGCGAAGUCGUGGCUAUCGCAAGAAACGUCAGUUGCCCGUGAAACGCAUGCGAGCCAAUCUAAAUGCUGCCGCUCUGCUGGAGCAGGCGGAGAGCAGCGAAUGCUCCGAAGGCUAUAUGCCUGAAAUGGAUUCGGGCAGCUCAGAAUAUUCGUAUCAGCGUGACGAACAGUAUAUCGAGUUUGAUGAAGAGCUGGAGCAUGAGCAAACAGAUGAGUACGAAGAUUAUCCGCAAUAUAGCGGCGGCGGCGCUGGCAAAUUUGAGAGUUUGGACAUGACCGACAAUGUAGAUGAGAUGGGAUUUCCACGCUAUGAUCGCCUGGGUCACAUAACCAAGCCCAUGUAUCAGCCAUUGGCCGAGAGACCGGCGCCAGCCAAUCAUCCCAUGCCGCCGAUCAGUGGGCAGCCCAUUAAGCCAGCACGCACCAAGAAACGGCAGCUCAAACGCGAAGAUUCCCUGGCACCUAGCACCUCGAAUGCUAGCCAACAGCAGCCGUAUCAUGGACGCAGCUACUGUAAUCCCGAGGAGAGCGAGUACGAAUCUCGUGAGGAUGUGGCCAACUCGAGUGAGGAUAGCGGCGCCGGCAUUGGUGCCAUGGGCACCAUAAGACGUGGCAACAGUCGCGCCCCGCCUCAAGUCGAGCCGCAACGACAACAGUUGCCCUAUCCGGACUUUCUCUCGGAUUACGAAACAGAGCCCAUAGAAUACGAGCGUUAUGCGUGCGGCCUGGAUAUACGAGUUGAUCCGCCGCCCAAGUUUCAUGACUCGGAUGAUCUGAGCGAUCAUUAAGGGGAAAUAGUAGAAGAAGAAGCAGCAAUAGCGGCAUUUUCCAUUUCUUCAGUUGCCUUUGAAAUUUUAGAACAAAUCUAUGACAAUUUUUACACAAGAUCCAAGUAUAACCAACUUAUUUAUAAUUGAGACUGAUUUACGACAACAAAAAAAAACGAAAGAAAAUACUACAAAAAUACCAAAACAUCGUACAAUCCAAGAAAAAAGUUGAAUGCUGCUAAGGAAACUACCGCAAAAGCAAAAGAAAACAUUAUAUUCAUGAUAUAAUCCAGAAAAGUUCGAAGAAAAUCAAACUAAUUAAAAAUUUUAAUCAAAUAUAUAAAUAU